AUGCUCAUAUUUGCCAUUUUCGCUGCUUCACUGCUGGGAGUGGGAAUCGCCGGCCAGUGCAAUGUGCUCUACCAGCUCGACGACAUGUCCUAUUGCAAAAUCGGCCGCUCGUUCGAAGUCUACCAAUUCUACGGCUGUUCGUGCUCCGGAAUCAUGCCAACGAAGCCGAUCGACGGAAUUGAUCAAUGCUGUGAAUCACAUAACAAAUGCUACAAUGAGCUGGUCACCAAUGGUGACUGCGCCAAUCACAACGCGCCAUUCUACUGUCUCUAUAACUGGAAUUGCCAGGAUCGAACGGUGGCGUGCAACAAUAAGAUCAAAUGCCUUCAGUCUACGUGCCGUUGCGACGAGGUGUUCAUCAAUUGUCUCUCCAAGUACCCAUAUCCGUCGGUGGUCCAUAAAUGCCAAUACCACGAGUUGGCGAUCAAUACAACAAUAACUCAAUGA
Molecule: messenger RNA, 447 nt
Organism: Caenorhabditis bovis
Lineage: Eukaryota; Metazoa; Nematoda; Chromadorea; Rhabditida; Rhabditidae
Source: the annotation of a GenBank genome assembly